AUGCUGCCCUGGCGCCGGAGCAAGUUCGUCCUGGUGGCAGGGGAGCGCAAAGCCAAGGGCGGCAAGAGCCUGGGGCCCGGCCUGAGCUACGCCUCCCUGCUGUCGGGCUUCGUGCGCUCCUGCCCGGACCUCUUGCCCCAGUGCCCGCUGGGCCGCCUGGGCAGCGUCUUCCGCAGCAAGCGCCAGAAGGUGGAGCUCAACCGCGAGGACCCCACCUACACCGUCUGGUACCUGGGCAACGCCGUCACCCUCCAGGCCAAAGGCGAGGGCUGCACCGAGGAGGCCGUGGAGAAGAUCUGGGCCAAGAGCGACUACGGGGGCAGCAGCACCAAGAUGAAGCUCACCCUGGGGCCCCACGGCAUCCGCAUGAGCCCCUGCGAGAAGGGGCCCCGCCGGCCCGGCCACGCCUACCUGCUCCACCGCAUCACCUACUGCGUGGCCGACCGCCGCCACCCCAAGGUCUUCGCCUGGGUCUACCGGCACCAGGUCAAGAACAAGGCGGUGGUGCUGCGCUGCCACGCCGUCCUGCUCUCCAAGGCCGAGAAGGCCCACGCCAUGGCCCUGCUCCUCUACCAGACCUCCCGCUCGGCCUUCAACGAGUUCAAGCGUCUCAAGAGGCAGAACGACGCCCGUCACCUCCAGCAGCAGCUGCUGGGUGAGUCCAUCGUCCCCUGGGUCCCCCUCCGCAAGCUCCUGAACUGCAAGUGCCCCUACCGGCCUCCCCCGGAGAGGAACCGCAGCGCCCCGAGGCUGAGCGCCAUCCAAGAGGAGGAGGAGGAGGAAGAUGAGAGCGGGGAGAAGGAGGACAAGGGAUCCGGGGCUCCCUGCAGAGAGAGGUCGGAGGUGCUGACCUUGGCCCACGAGCUGAGGGUCUGCACUUUGAGAAGCCCCCUGUCCCGGCUGGACAUGUCCACCUGGGAAGACCCUGUAGAGCCAUCCUGCCUGUCUUCGUAGGACCCUGGAGCUAUCAUGGUUUAUUCCCACCCCCCACCGCCCUGAUUUUCUGGUAGUGGAUUUGGAAGAGUGGGAGUAUGGAACAUAUUGUUCCCUCUGAUUGCUUGCUUCCCUUCCGUGUUCCCUUGGCUGCCGUCUGUACGUCUCGGGUUGACGAACUGCCAUUACUGCCUCGUUGAUGGAUGCGUGUCGUCGAUGUGUGCCAGUUCUACCCGGCCAGUCUUUUAUGACCUGAUUCUCGUCUUUGUCCAGAACAACGAGUCUGUUUGUUUUGGGGUUUUUUGCUCCCACGAACAAUGAAAUGGUCAUCCUGACUAUUCUCCGAGAAUUCUAGACUUGAUGCUCAGACGAAAUGCCAAGCCAUACCAAUGUACGGGGGACUGUCAGAUCAGC
This is a messenger RNA of Gekko japonicus, 1347 nucleotides long. RefSeq names its product family with sequence similarity 43 member B (gene FAM43B). The record is from RefSeq and is a predicted model, not a curated record. NCBI's taxonomy places the organism in Eukaryota, Metazoa, Chordata, Lepidosauria, Squamata, Gekkonidae. Bases 1 to 954 code for a protein of 317 amino acids. The transcript has 2 exons.